Messenger RNA from Cucurbita maxima (winter squash), 966 nucleotides. RefSeq lists its product as uncharacterized. The transcript is spliced from 2 exons. The coding region runs from base 88 to 792 and encodes 234 amino acids. The record is from RefSeq and is a predicted model, not a curated record. Lineage: Eukaryota; Viridiplantae; Streptophyta; Magnoliopsida; Cucurbitales; Cucurbitaceae.
UACCCUCCUCUGCCCCUCUAGCUUCAAACGCCGCACCACACGCGAUCUCCUCUGCUUCUCUCUCUGUUUCAAGUUUCUUCUACAACCAUGGGAAACCCUAUCCAUACAGCCGAAGACUGCAUCAUUUUCAGGGGGUGGGACAGUGCCGCCGGGGACGAUGACUCACAAUUGGAGUCCGGCGUUUGUUCGCCCACGCUCUGGGGUUCCAAUUCUCGAACCAACCUCCAAUUUCACCGCCCGCGUAAUCGCAGCCUCUCACCGACGUCCCGGACACAAGCCAUAGCCAGAGGGCAACAGGAGCUCAUGGAGAUGGUCAGGAACAUGCCGGAAUCCUCCUACGAGCUAUCUCUCAAGGAUCUUGUUGAACACCAUUUGAGUAAUUCUGAGCGUCAAGACGGCGAUGCCUCGCUUUCGCGAGACGAUUCCGCCUCUGAAACUUCCUUCCGAAGGGACACCAGCAAGACGAGGAGUGAAACUAGGGCGUUGGUUACCAGAAGUAGAAGCGUCGAUAGCGGUGGAUUUUACCUAAAAAUGUUCCUCCCGUUGCCUUUCGGGCAGAUGUCGGCCAAAAAGAAGAGGAAUCUUAGAACCGAUUCGGGGUUGAAUAGCAGUUCGAGAGUGUCGCCUAAACCGCCACCGGUGGACAGAGAGUGGUGGAGGAAGCGAUCGAAUGAGGGGAGCGUAUCCGGCGGCAGUAGUAAUAGCACUAGCAGCGAAAGAAGCAGGAAUUCAGAAUCGCAAGGAGGUUGCUGGUUUUGUAUCAGUCCAAUGAGGAGUAAAGAUCCAGAGUAGAACAGCUUCCAUUAGGAGUAUUCAAAUGAAAUGAAUCUUCUUAAUAUGUAAUCUUCUCUAAAUCACAGCUGAAUUUUGCAGCUAAGCUUGUUUAUAUCUUUUCUUAUCUGUAUUUUGAUUUCCUUAUAUUUUCAACCAAGAAUUCACCUGUUUUUUCCUCCCAUUUUCCUUAAA